Neoarius graeffei (lesser salmon catfish) is the source of this 3542-nucleotide messenger RNA. RefSeq lists its product as uncharacterized. Bases 452 to 2332 code for a protein of 626 amino acids. The transcript is spliced from 3 exons. NCBI's taxonomy places the organism in Eukaryota, Metazoa, Chordata, Actinopteri, Siluriformes, Ariidae. The record is from RefSeq and is a predicted model, not a curated record.
UUUGAAAUCAGAAUAAAUUCAUACAGACUGGUGAAAAUCUUUCCAUAUAAGCCAGGGAUACAUCUAACAUAAGAUUACACCAUGGGCAAGAAAUCGGACAGCAUUUGUGAAAAAUGAAACUUGAUUUGCUCUUGCUUCCAUCCAUCCAUCUUCUACCGCUUAUCCGGGUCGCGGGGGUAGCUACCUAAGCAGAGCAGCCCAGACUUCCUUUUCCCCAGCCACCUCCACCAGCUCUUCCGGGGGAAUACCGAGGCGUUCCCAGGCCAGCCGAGAGAUGUAAUCUCUCCAGCGUGUCCUGGGUCUGCCCUGGGGUCUCCUCCCGGUGGGGUAUGCCCAGAAAACCUCCCUUGGGAGGCAUCCAGAGGACAUCCUAACAAGGGAUGCAGUGACCCAGUUUGGUUCCUGUUGUUCACCAUGAAUGUCAACAUGGGGAUGAAUAAAGCAGGCUAACAUGAAGAUUAAAACAAGUCCUGACCUCAACUCCAUCAAAAAAAAAGAAAGGAGGGCUCUUACACUGCUUCAAAGAGACCAGAACAUCAUCAUCCUUCCUGCUGACAAAGGGAGAUGCACAGUGUUGCUAAACACAGCGGACUACCACUCCAGGAUGACCAGUCUCCUCAGCGACACUACCACCGAUGGAACCUUGAGGCUGGACCUCAUAAGUUGUUACAAAAAGAAAGUUGUUAGCUGCCUGCAACAACUAGAAAAGGACCAAGCCAUCAACCGAUCUCUGUACUACAGAUUGUAUCCUGGGGAAGACGUUCCUCUCAUAUACGGACUUCCCAAGAUUCACAAGGAAGGAGCUCCACUCAGACCUAUCAUCAGCAGUAUAAACUCUGUUAUUUACAACAUGGCCAAACACCUGGCCGCCAUCCUGGCUCCUCUCAUUGGGAAUAUGCCACAUCACGUCAAAAACUCCCAAGGUUUUGCUACUAAAGUUGCAGACCUCAAACUAGACGCAGAUGAAACCAUGGUUUCCUAUGACCUCACUUCUCUGUUCACCUGCAUUCCCACCACAGAAGCAGUUGAAUCUGUUAGGAAACGACUCCUUCGAGACAGCACCUUAUUGGAUAAAACGAACCUCACCACGGACCAGGUUUGCACCCUGCUUGACCUCUGCCUGACUACCACUUAUUUCCAGUUUAAUGAAAGUUUCUACAGACAGAAGCAUGGAUGUGCCAUGGGCUCACCGGUAUCCCCUAUUGUGGCCAAUCUUUACAUGGAGGAAGUGGAACAUAAAGCUUUGACCACUUUUUCAGAAGUUGCUCCCAGCCACUGGUUCAGAUAUGUGGAUGACACCUGGGUUAAAAUCAAAACCCAUGAGGUGGAAGCCUUCUCUAAGCACAUCAAUGCAGUGGAUAUUAACAUCAACUUCACUCGGGAGGACGUCAGUGGGAAUAAUCUAGCCUUCUUGGAUUGUGAUGUACACAUUAGACAAGACAGAAGCCUGAGCAUCGAGGUCUACCGGAAACCCACCCACACAGACCAGUACCUACUCUUUGACUCUCACCACCCACUGGAACACAAAUUGGGGGUCAUUAGGACCUUGCAACACAGGGCUCAGAAUAUCCCUACAACGAUAGAGGGAAAAGAGAAGGAGCAGAAUCACAUCAAGAAAGCACUUCAGAACUGUGGGUAUCCCAACUGGUCUUUCCUCAAGAGCAGAAAAAGGAACAGAAUGGACAAGGAGGAUAACAGGAACAAAUGCAAGAACAUUGUCAUUCCCUACAUUUCUGGUCUAUCUGAGAAAUUCAGGAGGAUCUUCUACAAACACAACAUUCCAGUACAUUUCAGACCCAGUAACACUCUGAAGCAGAAACUGGUCCACCCUAAGGACAGAAUACCCAGACACAAACAGGACAACGUAGUGUAUGCCAUUCAGUGCAGUGAGGAAUGCAUGGACUCAUAUAUUGGGGAGACAAAGCAACCGCUUCACAGGCGCAUGGCUCAACACAGGAGAGCCAGUUCCUCAGGCCAGGACUCUGCUGUCUACCUUCAUCUUAACAACAAAGGACACUCAUUUCAGGAUUGCAACGUACGCAUUUUAGCCAGAGAGGAUCGUUGGUAUGAGCGAGGAGUUAAAGAAGCCAUUUUUGUCAACCUGGAACGGCCAUCACUGAACAGAGGUGGGGGUCUAAGACAUCAUUUAUCAGCCACCUACAAUGCAGUCCUUGGAACACUUCCCAGACAACUGAAUGCACACCAAAACCCAGCUGUUUUCAGUGACUCACAGGAGGACAGAGAGAAUCAGCAUUCCAUUGAUUACCAUAACGGGCAAUCCAUUGAUCACCCUAACGACUCUCGAGGCCGUUCACAUCCAGCCCCCAGUUGACCCACACCAACAGGAUGACUCAAUGACACCUUAGAUGAGCUUUUCAUCCAUGAGAGGAUAAAUACCUGAUGCUCCCUACCAGUCAAACAGAACUGAAGAAGCCUUUCAGAUGAGAGGUGAAGCGUCUUCAAGAAUCUUCAAGCAAGUCCAGUUGCUCUCUUUUACCACCCACAGUUUACCAUGACCUGGAUGAAUGAGAAUCUUCACAGACAAAUAUCCAGAAACACUGCCACGUUCUCUGGGCCCGAGCUCUCUUACAAUGGACUGAGGUGAAGUGGGAAAACUGUCCCGAGGUCUGACGAAUCAAAAGUAGAAAUUCUUUUUAGAAUUCAUGGACACCACAUCCUGCAGGCUAAAGAGGAGACGGACCAUCCGGCUUGUUAUCAGUGCACAGUUCAAAAGCCAGCAUCUGUGAUGGUAUAAGGGUGCAUUAGUCCACACGACAUGGGUAGCUUGUACAUCUGGGAAGGCGCCAUUAAUGCUGAAUGAUUUUUAUAUGUUUCAGAAACAAAAUCUUUUUCAGGGAAGGCCUUCCUUCUUUCAGCAAGACGAUGCCAAACCACUUUCUACACAUAUUCAAAUUGCAUGGCUCUGUCGUAAAAGAGUCUGGGUGCUAAAUUGGCCUGCCUGCAGUCCAGACCUGUCUCCCAUUUAAAACAUUUGGCACAUUAUGAAGCGCAAAAUACAACAAAGGAGACCCUAAACUGUUGUGCAACUGAAAUUGUAUAUCAGGCAAGAAUGGGACAACAUCCAUCCAUCCAUCAUCUGCAGCUGCUUAUCCUGUCCUACAGGGUCACAGGCAAGCUGGAGCCUAUCCCAGCUGACUAUGGACAAGAGGUGGGGUACACCCUGGACAAGUCACCAGGUCAUCGCAGGGCUGACACAUAGACAAACAACCAUUCACACCUACGGUCAAUUUAGAGCCACCAAUUAACCUAACCUGCAUGUCUUUGGACUGUGGGGGAAACCGGAGCACCCAGAGGAAACCCACGCAGACAUGGGGAGAACAUGCAAACUCCACACAGAAAGGCCCUCGUCGACCGCUGGGCUCGAACCCAGGACCUUCUUGCUGUGAGGCAACAAUGCUAACCACUACACCACCGUGAAUGGAACAACAUUUCUCUUUUAAAACUACAGCAAUUGGUCUCCCCAGUUCCUAAACAUUUACAGAGUGGUGUUCAAAGUAGAGAUGAUGCAACACAGUGGUAAA